CGUGUGCCGCAGAGCGGACGGUAGUAGCCCUGGUCUUCUGCACCAUGACGCUCGGGACUUCUUCCUUGGUUAUGGCCGUUCGUCUUCUCGCUAUCUCAUCUUCCUGGGGCAGGCUGGACAGUUAAGUGUGCCAAUGUCCCACCUCCUGCAGGUCGCGGCCGCUGUGAAGUGGUCGAAGUCGACGGCUGCUCGCAGAGCCAUCUUCCUGGCCUUGGCCACUUAUGGUGUCAGGAGGCUGUAUCCUAUCCUCCAGCAUCACUUCCAUGGCAAGCCUCGGCCUGGGGCAUCGUCACCCUGUCAUACACCCGGCCAGUGCUUUGCCAAGAAGUCUCCGGCUGUUGAUGCUGAUUUUUGUCAGCAGCUCCUCGGACUCAGCAAAAUCCUCUUCCCCAAACUGCUCACCAAGGAACUGGGUUUGCUCUGCCUGCAUUCGGUGGCUUUGAUUUCCAGGACGUUCCUCUCCAUUUACGUGGCCGCAUUGGAUGGGAAGAUCGUGAAGACAAUUGUUGAAAAGAAACCCAAAAGCUUUGUGCUGAAACUGGUCAAAUGGCUCCUAGUGGCCAUCCCGGCCACUUUUGUCAACAGCGUGAUUCGUUAUCUGGAAUGUAAAUUGGCUCUGGCAUUUCGCACUCGCCUGGUUGAUCACGCAUAUCGCACGUACUUCACCGACCAGACAUACUACAAGGUUAGCAACAUGGACGGGAGGCUGGAAAAUCCCGAUCAGUCACUGACAGAAGAUAUCCUGAUGUUUACUCAGUCCAUUGCACAUUUGUACUCAAAUUUAACGAAGCCCAUCUUUGAUGUCAUGUUGACCUCGUACACCUUGAUCCAGACUGCAAGUUCGCGGGGAGCAAACCCUAUGGGACCCACUAUUUUAGCUGGCUUUGUCGUCUAUGCCACAGCAAGGGUACUACGAGCCUUCUCUCCAAGAUUUGGCAAACUGGUGGCCGAAGAAGCCCAAAGGAAAGGAUACUUAAGAUAUAUCCAUUCACGUAUUAUAGCCAAUGCAGAGGAAAUUGCUUUUUACAGGGGACAUAGGGUGGAAAUGAAUCAGCUACAGAAAAGUUACAAGUCGCUUGCUGCCCAGAUGAAUCUUAUUUUGUCUAAAAGAUUAUGGUACAUAAUGUUGGAACAAUUUCUAAUGAAGUAUGUGUGGAGUGGAAGUGGAUUAGUGAUGGUGGCGGUGCCCAUUAUUACAGCAACAGGUUUUGCAGACAAUGAGUCAGAAGAUGGUCACAAGCAAGUAAGUUUGGUUAGUGAACGAACAGAAGCUUUUACCACUGCACGCAAUCUGUUGGCUUCUGGAGCAGACGCUAUUGAAAGAAUUAUGUCAUCGUACAAAGAGAUCACUGAAUUGGCUGGCUAUACUGCUCGAGUGCACAACAUGUUUUCGGUUUUUGAUGAAGUUCAGAGGGGAAUAUAUAAGAAGUCUACCAUCAAUCAAGAAUUUGAAAUGGAUUCCAGUAAAGUAACAAAACAUGGCUUAAAUAUUGCAAGUUCUUUGGAACAGAAAGGUCAAGUUAUAGAUGUUGAUGUAGGAAUUAUAUGUGAAAAUGUUCCUAUUAUUACUCCAAAUGGAGAUGUUGUUGUUUCCAGACUAAACUUUAAGGUUGAUGAAGGUAUGCAUCUCCUUAUCACUGGGCCUAAUGGAUGUGGAAAAAGUUCUUUAUUCAGGAUAUUAAGUGGUCUAUGGCCGGUGUAUGGAGGGGUAUUGUAUAAACCUCCUCCGCAACAUAUGUUUUACAUUCCCCAGAGGCCUUACAUGUCUGUUGGAACCCUAAGAGAUCAGGUUAUCUAUCCGGAUUCUGUGGAAGACAUGCAUGAGAAAGGAUAUACAGAUCUUGAUCUGGAGCAUAUUCUCGAUAUUGUUCACUUGAAUCACAUAGUACAGAGAGAGAGAGGAUGGGAUGCCUUUACUGACUGGAAGGAUGUCUUGUCUGGUGGUGAGAAACAAAGAAUGGGGAUGGCACGUAUGUUUUAUCACAAACCAAAAUAUGCAUUGUUAGAUGAAUGCACAAGUGCUGUGAGCAUUGAUGUCGAAGGAAAGAUAUUUCAGACUGCAAAAAAUUCUGGGAUCUCAUUGCUGUCAAUUACGCAUAGGCCAUCUCUCUGGAAAUACCACACACACCUGUUACAGUUUGAUGGGGAGGGUGGCUGGCGAUUUGAACAACUGGAUACUGCCACCCGACUCUCAUUAGCUGAAGAAAAGCAAAGACUUGAGUCUCAACUGGCUGGAGUCCCUCAGAUGCAACAGAGAUUGAAUGAACUGUGCAAGAUUUUGGGAGAAGACUCUGUGCUCAGAACUACGGGAUCAGAAGAAUGAUAACAGACAAUGGAUGGUGAAUAAUAAGAACUGCAAAAGAAAAACAUCAUGCAAACAAAAUUAAAAUGAGAUUUUCCAAUAAAUUUAGAAUCAUUAAUUCCUUUCAGUAAAACAAGUUUUAACUUUUGGAUGUACAGCCUCAUCACUCGAUUAGAAUACUGGUAGGUAAACCUUUGGAAAGUUUACAUUAUUGAAAUAACAACUUUUCAUGAAUUUGACUGCACACAUUUGAAAAAAAAUCUUGAGGAAGCUAGAAUUUACAUAUUCUGGAUAAUUGGUUCACAUUCUGUAAAUACAGUUCUAUGCUCCAAGAUCUAACGAGCUGCCUUUUCUGUUCACUUGGUAUCAGCUAUCAUGUGGUACAAGUGACCAGGAUAGAUUUUAAUUGCUUUUACCACACCAUUAUCUUUUUUAACCACUCUGCCCAAGAAGUUUAUUUACAAUAAGCACAAACAGUAUUUUGUCCUGCUUGUCAGGAUCCAUUGUUCUGAGGAAAGAAAUGAGUUUGUAUAUCAAAAUGAUUUUAUUAUAGUGCAGUAUGAUUGAAUCUCUCGUAUAAGAUUUAGCAUGCCAGCCAUGCUUUUUAAACUAUUAUGUCCCUAUUUGUUGCUGCUCAAGCAGUAUAUUCAGCACGGCUUCUGCAUUUUUGUUAGGUAUGAAUUUGUUUACCCACAUUCCAUAGUACAAAGCAUCUAAAAUUGUGCUCUUUUUUUAAGGUAAGAUGGUUUUCUAUUUAAUUACUGAGGCCCUCUGUUGGUUGAGAUCAGCCAUAGAUAUUGGGUCCUAGCUGUCUACAUGUUAGGCAAGUCAGUGCAGUAAGAUAUGAAGCCCAGGCUUGUGCCCUGGUGAGGACGCAAUCCACCAGAAGCGCAAACCCACACGAUCCCCUGGGAUCGAUGACUGCCUAUUAAGACAUGAAAAGCAAGCUGUCUCACCCUCUUCAUGGAGCUGAUGAAUCCAAAGGAAUGGCAGAGACCAUUACAGUUUGGCACCAGCAGCAUUGCCUGAGUUGCCAAUCAGCAUUGAACUUGAAGUAGAACUGCCUUAAGGACUCCAGCUCUGGAUUUUUCCUCGGGAGUUUACUCACGAAGCCUUCCCUAUGAGUAGGUAUAGAAAGCCACAAGGCAGUGGAGGUUUGAGAUCAGAGCUUUCCUUCUUGACGAGCUGCCAACUGUGCUUGAUGGGUGCCAUCUGCCUAAAGCAACUGGCUUUAAGAUGUCAGUAACCUGUUUUGCCCCUUUAAUUAUUAUAGUGUGCAUUAACACAAUGUGCACAUUUUGCUUCAACUAAAGAGUUAUUGGUUCCAUUAAUUACAUUUAUUUUUCCAAUGGCUUCAAAGAAAAACCCAGGCAAGCUUUGAAAGCAAAAUAACAGCAGAUGCAUGAAAUCUUAAAAACAAAGUGCAGGAAAUGCUCUGCAGGAUGGGCAGCAUCUGUAGUGAGAGAAAGAAUUAAUGCUUAAGAUUUAUGAUUUUCAUCAUAGCAGGUAGAACGUCAUUGUCUGAAACAUUAGCUGUUGGCUCGCCACAGUGUUUUCAAUCUUUAUUUCUGGGUUUACUUUAUUCUUCUCAAACGUGUUUAUGCAGUUAUCAGAACUGAUUCAUGCAGAGGCUUGUCUCCAGGAAAAUGUUUGCUCAAUGUACUUGGUGUUCUUUACAUCUGUACUACUGAGAUGCCUAGUUUUAUAUACAUUACUAUUUUAAAUUAUAAAGCAUCAGAUUUUUAAAUUUGUUCCUUUCCAGCCAGGAAGGUUAAGUCUGUGGAUUUUGUAACUGUUGUUUGGCCAUCUGGGGGUGUACUUCUUUGAUGCAGAGCUGGUCCUGUAUUCGGCACACUUCACUCUCUACAUGAAAUAAACAUAGAAUCUAUGGAAACUUUGCAAUGGGGAAUAUUAGAAUUCAAACCACAACUGAAGCAUGUAUUUGAACUUGAAAACUAAAUGGCUGUCAGUACUCUUGAGUGUGCUCCCCAUUAGCUUUUAGAUUCAACUAAGUUGUUGAGUUUGAAGUCAGCUUUUUUAAUCUAUCGUCUUAAAAUGCAAGGGUCUAUUAUCAUUCCUUGCUGUUCUGUGUAAAUUUAAAAAUGUACUGUUUGUAUUCUUGAAACUUGUCUUUCAUGAAAAGUUGGUGAUCUGCAUGUACUUGCAUGCCAUUAAAUAUUGUUUGUUUAAUUAUCACACUCUUCUAACCAGUCCAUACUACUGAACCUCAUACCCUCAGUUUUGUGUUCUAAACUGUGUUUUGCAUGAUGUAUGUAAACUUUAAGCAAUAUCAUGCAUUUCUGUGAAAAUGCAAUGUAUAGUAGCUCCAACUUUAUUCAUAUGGCUGGACCAGGAUGUGAUGGAAAAAUAGCAUGUGCAUGGGAAUGAACACAGCAAUUUCAUUUUGUGUUUUAAAAGAUUUGUAACUAAAAUGAAUAACAUUUUAUAUUGAAACUUUGAAAUAUUAACAAUAAAUUGCAUGAUUUGCAGGUCAUUAUUUUGUUAAGUUGGUAAUUCUGGUACAGUGACCAGCAAAGUGGAAAAUUUGCUUAAAUACCCCAAAUACACAUUUUUCCAUUGCUAUCAAAAAGACCAGAAAUGUUACCACAUUUGAUCAAGGCAAAUCUGUUGGCAGGUGUGGUCAAUCUUAAAUGAAAAUAAAUGAUGUGAUAUACAUUUGUAAUCAAAUGUGUUCUCUGUAUUUUGCUUCUGCCAUCCUAUAUUUACCAAUAUUUCUUAAGUGUUGGAACUGAGAGGAGAAAUGGAUAACCACACAUGAAUACAGUAUCAAAGUGCAUAUUUAUUGUCACAUCUGUUACCAACCAAAGUAAUACAUAUGCAAGGCCAAAUUAUGUUACAUUUAAAGUACUGUUUGUAUUAACUAAUCUGAAGAGAUCUUGGCUUGACAUAGAACGUAAUUUGAGCAGUCCAAACACUGCAAGGAGUAAGUUGCAUUUUCUGAAAUGAAUUUAAAAAUUACCUCAAUGAAUGUGAAAUUCUGUUUUGCAUUUAAAUGACUAUUUAAUCUGUAUGUAAAUGCACCGUGUGUAUUGUAAUUUGGAAAAUACUUAUAUUGUUAAACACAUUAAAAGUUUCUGAAUCAUCAGGAACUUUCAUUUCUGUAUUUAUUACUUUAAAAAGGCAUAUUAAGUUCUAUGAAGUGAAAAGGCAACAAAGACUUGAAUUUAUGCACUGCUAUUUCUGAUUCAAGAUAUCCAUAGUUGGUGACGUACUUUUGAAAUAACCCUCAUAAUACUUAUUGAAACGUGGCUUAUUUGUGUGAAAUGUCUUAAACAUGAUGACAAAGGGCUUUGAAAUGUAAAUAAUAAACUGGUCACCAGAUGAACAUGAAAUUUGAUGAAUGCAAUUCCUAAUGCAGAUAUUCAUGAGGACUAAUAUCAAAGAUGGCAGUUUUACAGGCAGCACACUCAGUUAAGGAUCAGAAGCCCAAUAACUGAGAUUGAUUAUUGUUCUCUGUGCCUUGUGCAGUACUAAUGUGCACACAGACGCCUGGUAGAUCAGAAACAGGAAAAUAUCAUUUUUUUAAAAAUAGUGUACAACAAAAAUGGCUUCACCAAAGGCCCUUGAAACAUUCAAGCAUUG
Messenger RNA from Hypanus sabinus (Atlantic stingray), 5905 nucleotides. Its product is annotated as ATP-binding cassette sub-family D member 2-like. Gene Ontology annotation, cellular component: peroxisomal membrane. The record is from RefSeq and is a predicted model, not a curated record. Gene Ontology annotation, biological process: peroxisome organization; fatty acid beta-oxidation; long-chain fatty acid import into peroxisome. The transcript has 10 exons. Lineage: Eukaryota; Metazoa; Chordata; Chondrichthyes; Myliobatiformes; Dasyatidae. Gene Ontology annotation, molecular function: long-chain fatty acid transmembrane transporter activity; ATP binding; ATP hydrolysis activity. Bases 134 to 2323 code for a protein of 729 amino acids.